Oncorhynchus nerka (sockeye salmon) is the source of this 1825-nucleotide messenger RNA. RefSeq names its product lysophosphatidylserine lipase ABHD12-like. The record is from RefSeq and is a predicted model, not a curated record. Gene Ontology annotation, cellular component: endoplasmic reticulum membrane. Gene Ontology annotation, molecular function: phosphatidylcholine lysophospholipase A1 activity; monoacylglycerol lipase activity. Gene Ontology annotation, biological process: phosphatidylserine catabolic process; monoacylglycerol catabolic process. Lineage: Eukaryota; Metazoa; Chordata; Actinopteri; Salmoniformes; Salmonidae. The transcript has 14 exons. The coding region runs from base 229 to 1350 and encodes 373 amino acids.
UAGACAAAAAAACAGACGUACGGUAGGCGACAAAGACAAAGUACAGUAGUUAGUCACAAAGCCUAGAUGUCAAUCUAGAUCAGACCAUAUAGUUUCACGACAGUGUUUUACAGGCUGCAUUGAUUAUGCAAAGGACUGGAGGCUCAUAUAGUAAAUAGAUUAGUAAACGUCUCAGGAUGAGGAAGAGGACUGGUGAUCGUGACUCCAAGAAGCAGAAGACUGCCGGAGAUGAAGCUGGUUUGUCAUCGAGUGCGCAACCGAGCUUCCAAAGGACUCUCAUCUGUCGUCCUCUUCGGCCACUGGAGCUGGGUCGGGCAGAUGGGGCGGAGGUCAGAGAGUGAUGGCACGUCUGGAAGACCUAGCUCCCGUUUGUUGUGGUGGGUCAAAAGAGGUCUCCUGGUUGUGUGUGUCAUUUAUGUUUCUGUGCCUUUCAUGAUGCGACUGUUCCCUGACAUCAUAAAACACCUGGUGUAUUCUCACAGAGUCAGGGUCCCAUUCUUCGUCAACCUUAGCCAGCCAGCUGACCUGUAUCUUAACCACACUGUGAACAUGUACCUUAAAUCUGAGCAAGGGAUCUCAUUGGGUGUUUGGCACACAGUCCCUGAAAGUCAGUGGAAGGAGGCACAGGGAAAGGACUUGGAAUGGUACCAAGAUUCUUUGGGAGCUGGAAUUCCGAUUAUCAUUUAUCUCCAUGGCAAUGGAGGCACAAGGGCAGCAAGUCACCGUGUGGGAUUAGUACGUGUGCUGAGUGCAAUAGGUUACCAUGUUUUGGCUUUGGACUACAGAGGUUUUGGGGACUCCACCGGAGAGCCCACUGAAGUUGGUCUAACCACUGACACCCUCUACUUGUACCAGUGGGUAAAAGCCCGCAGUGGGAGCAGUCUGGUGGUAUUAUGGGGACAAUCUCUUGGCACUGGAGUGGCCACUAACACUGCAGUCAAACUAAUUGAACAAGGGAUUGUUGUUGAUGGUGUGAUCAUUGAGGGAGCAUACACCAACAUUCGACAGGGGGGUGCCCAUCAUCCGUUUGGCUGGUUUUAUUGGAAGUUCCCAGGUUUUGAGUACUUUUUCCUGGACACAAUGGCAGAAAACAAUGUCAUCUUCCCUAAUGAUGAAAACUUGAAGAGGAUGAGGAGUCGUCUUCUGAUCCUUCAUGCAGAGGAUGACCACAUAGUGCCCAUCCACAUGGCUCAGCAGCUGUAUGAAAUAGCACAGAGCGCCCAGAACUCAGAAAAUCAAGUGAAGAUGAUACCGUUUUCCGGAUCCCUUGGGUACCAUCAUAAUGGAUUAUACAAAGACCCUCACCUGCCAGACAUCAUCCGGGAAUUUGUACAUACAUUGGCCCCCUAAUCCAGUGACCUAUGCAGAAGAGCCUUUGGACAUCAAGUGUUUCAACAUAUCUAGAGGACCGCAAAUCCUAGAUGCACAGUUUACACAUAAAUGUGUCUCUUUACCUUAUGGCAAAUCAGUAGGAUGACCUUCAAUCACAUGGUCCAAUCAUUGACCUAAUAUCAGAUACAAGUUACAUUGUUAGUAAAGUUAAGCAGUUACUUAGCCAAUGCAUUAUUAUCUAGCUAUAGCCUAUGUGCAAAUGACAAAAUCUCUGAGAUGGAAGCAAUGAAUUUGUUGACUGUCGGUUUAUGAAUGACAAAUGUGAAGAAUGAUGACUAAUCAAUGUUUAAAGUGUCAAACUUAGGCACAUUUUUUUGUAUUGAUUACAGAAAAGUUACUGCUGAAAACUUUUCUUUUUGGCUAGUAUUAUCCCCAGAUUCCAAAAUCAUGUUUACAAGUACAAAUAAAACCUGAUCGAUGCUCAUGAAUCUCA